GGCAGUAGAAAGGCCAGAAAGGCAUUGUUCUCUGUCAGGCUGGGUAGAGACAGGAGGGUCCCGCGGAGGAUGGAGGAAAAACUCCCCACCGGCAUCAAGCCCUACCUGGACAAGCUCACCUUGGGCGUCACAAGGAUCUUGGAGACUUCCCCAGGAGUUGCUGAAGUGACUUUUGUGGAAAAGGAGCCGGCUGAACGCCACACAAUCGUCUCUUGGGAACAAAAAAACUCCUGUGUAUUACCUGAGGAUUUAAAGAACUUCUAUCUGAUGACCGAUGGCUUCGAGAUGACCUGGAGUGUGAAGACUGAUGAUACCCCGAUGCCCUUGGGCUCCAUGGUGAUUAACAGCAUCUCAAAGCUGUGUCGGCUUGGUGGCUCCUCUAUGUACACUCUGCCUAGCGCUCCAACUCUUGCUGACCUGGAAGAUGACACAGAUGAGGAAGGUAAUGGAGACAAGCCAGAGAAGCCUCACUUUGAUUCUCGUAGUCUUAUCUUUGAAUUAGACCCAUGCAAUGGGAAUGGGAAAGUCUGCCUUGUUUAUAAGCAUGCUGAACCAGUGGUCUCCCCAGACACAGAGAUCUGGUUCCUGGACAGAGCUCUGUAUUGGCAUUUCCUCACCAAAACCUUCACAGCCUACUACCGCCUGCUCAUCACGCACCUGGGUCUCCCACAGUGGCAGUAUGCCUUCACCAGCUAUGGGGUCAGCCCCCAGGCCAAGCAAUGGUUUAACAUGUAUAAACCCAUAACCAUCAACACAGCACUCCUGUCUGAAGAGGCAGAUUCCUUUGUGAACAAGCUGGACCCCAAUAAGGUAUUUAAAAGCAAGAACAAAACUCCAGUGCUCAAGAAAAAACAGCCUCCACAGCCACCAGGCUCCCAAAAGAGUCACACAAGCAUGACCUCUGCCAAGACGUCCUCACUAGCAGGGAAUUCUUCAAGGAAGUGAGCCUGCUAGAUCUGACCCUGGACAACGUUUGCAAUAAGCUUUGAUGCUUUCUGCUGCAGAGUCUCUGUGGUUCAGACCAAGUUCCUCGUGCAUGAAUAGAUGUGCCCAUGGAAAACACAUUGCAGCACUUGCAUGAAAUAUAGCUGCGAUGUGGAUGUAGUUCCUGGAGGGUCUUAAAAAAAAUUGAUACAUGAAUUUUAUUCCCUUCUGCUACUUGCAGCAUGUACUUUUCAGAGGGCAUGAAGAAACCUUUGAUGUCACUGAUCCAAAGGGAAGCAUUUGUUCCUGUACAACUGCAGCAGUGAAAUGAAAGCAAAUAUAAUUCACUGUAACUUUAACCAGACCCAGGCUGAAGUAGAGAGUGUGAAGAUGUUUCUUCCAUGUCCUUUGAAAGAAAACUAUCCUGACCUUGCAUGCUGUGGGAGCAGGCUGGAACCCACUGAACAGCAAAGUAUCUUUCACUCCACAUAGAAUCAAACUCUGCACUUCCCUGUGCUUCAUCCAACUUCUGCUCUGAGAUUCAUGGUACAAUGGGACUUGAGACUUCCAUGUCUCUGCAUUAGCCACUUGCUCUGCAGCCCAGACCACUUUUUGGCCUUCAAGCUCGUCCUGGAUUGGAAGGCAAUAUGUGUAUUCUAUUUGCCAUCUGUGAGAGGUGUGGCAGUUGUCUUCUGUAAUUGGGCAGUUUUCUUCAUCUCUUCCACAAACCAGUCCUCCUUCCUGGGAGAUAUCUGCUGUUAACGGGCCAUUGAGUGUCACUGCAUGACUGAUAAAAAUUACAGUGUCCCAUUGUGAGCACUUCACCCAGGGAGAGGAGCUAAGCAUUCCUACCUGGAUAUAAUCUGAGAUUUUGGGGCACCAGAACAGCCUUUCCACUGUAUUCCCAGAGGAGCAGCUGCCUUUUCCACUGGAUCUGCAGAGGAAGAUCAGGCCCAUCUACACCACCACUGUAUCUUCAGAGGAAGACUACACCUUUCUACAGGAUCACUGCUCCAACAGAGCCACACCUGCCACUCCAGGACUGCAGCCACCAUUCCAAUUGGACUGCUGCCAACACCCUGACCAACAGGGAGUCAGGUGAUAUUCUGACUCUGUCAGUGUUGUUUUGUAUUACUGCAUUGUUUAUUUUAUUUUUAUUUUCUUCUGUAAUAAAGAACUGUUACUCCUGCUCCCAUAUCUUUGCCUGAGAGCCCCCCUUAAUUUCAAAUUUAUAACAAUUCAGAGGGAGGGGGUUUACAGUUUACAGUUCAGGAGAGGCUCCUACCUUCCUUAGCAGACACCUGUCUUUUUAAACCAAGACAGUGCUGUAUCUUUUCAGAUGGUGACAUGAUUUGCAAUAAUCCUGAAGCCAGAAGCUGCAAAAUCCUUUGUUGCCUCCCUUUGUGGGAAUUGCUGAGCACAGAGUCAGUGGUGUUGAGUCCCAUCAGCCAGGAGGACCCCUUGGUUUGUCACACAUUCAUUUGCAAAGCUGACCAUUGAAACAGACACUUUUCAGUUGGGCAGGAUCGCACCAGGGGCCACUGAGAUCCUGCAGCCUUAGAAGCCCUGAUGCUGUUUUCUAUACUGUAAUUUUUCAUGUUAGAACUGCACUGUAACCCAUUCACUGCUGGUUUUCAGUUACUCCUGUUUGUUUCCAUUACUUUUCUAUGCUAUUCUGUCUUCCAAAUACACUGGGAUCAUGGUAGCACCCAAUACAUUUUGUGCCUGAAUAUGGAAAUCAAAAUCACUGUCUUCAUGUAAGCAUUGACUAUUUAAACAGCAUCAUCUCUAAUUUUUGAAAAACCACCACAGAAUUACACAAGACAAACCUACCUCACAGGGAUGUUGUGAGGCUUUCAUGGGUAUUUGUAUGGGAUGAAGCCAUGCUGUAAGUGCUUAAUAGUAUUUUAAUAAAUAUUUGAAUAUUUUCCUCCAAAGUGAUUGGGUAUUUGAAGAUGCUUUGGGGAGCACAUGGGUGUUGGGAUGCAAAUGCAAGAGCAGUGUUCAGGAUGGAUUGUUUGGGGUGCUUUUUCAAUGCAGUAGAGAAUCUCUCCCUGAGACAAGGUAGGUUACAGUGCUUUUAGCUUAUCCCUCUUGAGCUACUCAGAAACUCCCAACUUAUUUCAUAGAGGCCAGAAGACUGAACUUUGUGGCAGCUGUUCUGCUUCUGCCCUGCAGAAGUGUAAAGUCUCUGCAGCCACCAGCCCCUGCUCAGGUGUAUUUUGCUGCUUCCAACACUGCCAAGGGCCCACCUUCAAAUGCCAUUGCUGCUUUGCCUGGCAGCCACUGUCUGCCACCCCCAUAUGACAAGAAAUCCUCCAGUGCACCCUCUCAAGCCCAUGUGCAUCUGGAGACAAGUGAAUCUCUUCUAGCUGCUCCACUGACAUAAAGUGAGCUCUAAUGAGAAAGCACAUGUCAGUACUUCCCACCCAACACCAUAGCAAUACCUUAGUUAUGCUUUUAAUAUUGGGAUGGAAAUGACCAUUAAAUCCAGUAAAUGCCCUUUUCUGGAAUUCUGUGCAGUAGUGACGUUCUGUCACUUCCUGCUCUUGGAGAACUCUGUGUUGUUUGUUCAUGGCACCCAGCCCUGGGACCGCAGUUAUGUGCUUGGCAUACAUACCAUACUUGCUUGAGCACUUUCUAGAAAAGUUAAGACCAUUGUCACCCUCCUGGGAACAGGCAGCUUCUGAUAGUGUUCUGCC
Messenger RNA from Zonotrichia albicollis (white-throated sparrow), 3626 nucleotides. RefSeq names its product tubulin polyglutamylase complex subunit 2 (gene TPGS2). Gene Ontology annotation, biological process: protein polyglutamylation. Lineage: Eukaryota; Metazoa; Chordata; Aves; Passeriformes; Passerellidae. The record is from RefSeq and is a predicted model, not a curated record.